AUGUGCACGUUAAGAUCUAGAUUUCUCUUCCUUUUGUUCCUUUUUUUGGGAAUAUCGAACAUUUUGAUAAUAAUUAAUUAUCAAUAUGGCACGAAAUCCAGCAAAUAUUUUGUUGAUAGCAAGGAUCAAAACCAGGAGCGUCUGCUCGUUAAUUGGAAAGGAUUGCAAAUCGAAAUUGACACAACUUUCCAGAAAUUUAAAGAGAUUAGAAAAAGGGAGGGAAAAGCUUUUAAACAAGCUGCACUGUACGGAAAGAAAUUGACCCUUAAAGUCAACAUAAGUGAUGAACAUGGACAAGUAAAGUCGACUUCUUCUUCGCCUGAUUGUAAUCCGGCUCCAUUUCUUUUAAUACAAAUCCAUUCCAGUCCGGCAAACGUCAUGGAAAGACAAGCCAUUCGAAUGUCCUGGGGACGACCGGAAAACAGGAUCAACAAAGCUAAUGGUUGGAAGCAAGUCGGCAUGUCUGGGUAAGAAAUUAAUUUCAUAGAACCUGCAGUGACAUUUUUGUUGAAUUAACCGAUCGGUUGUUUAUGUUGUAGACACUUGAAUACAACUGGAGGGUCCCCACUCGUUAAGUAGCAGGAGCAGCCUGUAUAUACGAGCAUAUGUUCCUUGACGAGCAUAUGCUUUGAACACGUUUCGACAAUGUUUUCUCAUUCUGCACUGGAGAUUAGCCAAUGUAUACUCUAGAGAAAAAAAGUAUCUGCUCAUUUAAAUAAAGAGAAAAAAAUUGAUAGGUAACUUCACUCGUUUGACAGAAAUCUACCUCUCUGAGGAGAUCCAGCCUUAAGGCAAAGGCUGCCAUGUUUUAAUGCGCGUCCUAUAUAUGCGUAUGGAUGUGCAAUGCAAUACCAAGCAAUACACUAAGUAACAGUCACAGAGCAUUUUCCUUUCUAGAGUAGAGAUUUUCUCUGAUCAUUAAAAAACUUAAAUAAAGGGAUUUAUAGUUAUAGUGAAGUGAAAUGGUUAGAUCAGUCUAAUACUAAAAGUACUCUAAUUUCGAGAACGCAACAACAAAAUUUUAAGAGGGGUCCAUAUGGCAUAUUUGAUAUUGAAAGCAGGGCUUGCCGGAAAAUCUCAGCAACAACUGAUAAUACGACCGGCUCGAAAACGAAUCAGAAACAUUAAGGCCAGUUACAUAAUACCACACAAAAGCGUGCGGCGGAUUUGAUCACAUUUAGUUGUCAGUUUUACAAUUAACAUGAUGCAAAGCGACUCGCUCUUCAUAUUCACAAACAUCAAGAGAAGUACAAUUCUCUCAACUUAAACGCUUCUUCAGUAAAACUUCAUAACCUUACAAGUCAUAAGAUAUUAUGCAACAGCUUUCACCAGGUGUCUACUGUUCUAGAUUUUAAUCCACUCAGAAAGAAAUAAUUUCCCUGCAACAAAAAAAAUCAUUCAACUCUUUCUAAGAGUCAGACAACUUUAGGGAUCGCCCUGUGUUUCCGUCUUAGAGAGAUGUCCAUCUUAUAGAGAGUCAACUCUCUGUUUUAUAGAGAUUCAAGUAAAGGGAAAAAAGAAAGACAAGAACCAACACUAGGUCUCCUUUUUAGGGAGGUGUCUGUCUGAUAAAGGUGUCAGUCAAGAAAGAGUUGACGAUAGUCGCUUUUCUUUGGUGUGUUUCAACUCCAGUGAGCAGAGCUGAACAUCAAGAUGAAGUCACUUUUGAUAUAAAGAGACUUACCUAUCCUUGAAAGUUACGUGAGAUAUCAAAAAACAAGUGAAAGAUUAUUUGAUAUAUUUCCCUGAAAAAGGCCGAGUAUUUCAUUGACGUAAUCGUAUGGUUCUUUUUGGAUUUAAGGUUGUGGAAAACGGUGUUCCUCGUAGGCGAGACGAAAAACCCCAGGCUAGACAAAUUGCUCCGGCAAGAGGCCAAGAUCCACAAUGAUAUGGUAUUUGGAGAUUUUAUAGAUUCCUACAGAAACCUGACAAAGAAGAUGGCAUUGGGGAUUGAAUGGGCAGCCAAGCACUGCCAGGCUCAGUAUGUAAUGAAAGCAGAUGAAGACUCCUUUAUUAACGUAUUUCAACUGACCCAGUUUCUUAUGGAAAGCAAGCAAACCACACCUCUGUAUAUGGGUGCCGCUUUUCUAGAUAGGAGGCCUUUCCGUGAGCCAGACGAUCCUUGGUACGUGUCAGAAGAGGAAUACCCUGAUUCCAAGUAUCCGCCCUAUGCAUCUGGACCAGGCUAUGUUUAUAGUGGUAGCCUUUUGACAAAGUUGUUCAGGGCUUUAAAAACCGUGCGAUUAUUUCCCAACGAAGAUGCAUGCUUUGGAUACCUAAUGCAACAUAUCAAAGUUAACCUGACGGAUAACGAAAGGUUUACGCCAUUUACGAUGGGAAACGCUGUUUACUCGGAGAACGACGGAUUUAGCUUGUGCAACUUUAAUGGUGCUCUAGUCAUUCACCGCAUUUCUGGGAAAUUGCAAAUUCAAACGCAUUUUAACGUCCUGGUCUUAAAACACGUUCCAACCAUAUGCGAACACAUUCACAAUGGGAUAGGCUAUACAGAAUAUAUGUGGAGCACAAAUUUGUUUUCCUUUGCAGGCGUCUCUGAUGAUAAAGACGACGAGGACUAG
Messenger RNA from Porites evermanni, 2576 nucleotides. The record is from the annotation of a GenBank genome assembly. NCBI's taxonomy places the organism in Eukaryota, Metazoa, Cnidaria, Anthozoa, Scleractinia, Poritidae.